Symbiodinium natans is the source of this 678-nucleotide messenger RNA. The record is from the annotation of a GenBank genome assembly. Lineage: Eukaryota; Dinophyceae; Suessiales; Symbiodiniaceae.
AUGCUGGCCGCGGACAAGCUGGAACUGACCAGUUUAAUCAAGAAAAGUGCAACUGAUUUGAAGGGCAAGGAGCUGGAGCUUAACAAGAGCAACUUCGAAGCUGUCGGGACGCAAGCUGCCGUAUUGGCCGGCUUUGCGAUCUGCAUGAUCGUCAAGAUUGACUUCCCAGAUGAUGUCAAUCCUAUGAGCAGUUCGCUGUACUACUUCUUUGCCCUCGUCAACCUCGUGGGCAACAUAGCCUGCGUCGCCUCGGUGGCCUGCGUCAACAUCGUGGGGACCAGUCUGGGCCUGCGCGGGCCAGAUGGCUCCAUGCUGCAGGCAGCCGACGGCAUGCACAAGCAGAGAGAUCGAAUCUUUUGGGCUUUCAGCACUGGGUUGGUGGGCUGUUGCCUGGCAACUAUGGUGUUGGCCUGGCUUAAGAUGCAGACUGCAACAGCCACUUUGUGCACCACAGUGGUGUUGUACGGCGUGGCUUCAGGCGUGAAAGUUUCGCUACGCGUUCGGAAACUCUUCCAGUACAAGGAGACCGAGAGUGUCAAGGUGGAUGACGUGUUGAGCUCCGAAACUGUGGGCCCGGAAUCCUUUGUCCGACAACUGGGCGUGGACAGCGAAACUCUAGUCCAGCUUCUUGCAAACAUGCGUCAACAGCGGCAAGACGGGGACAUGGCUCCACCGUGA